AAUUUUUAGCUGUGAUACUUUUCAGGCUAAAUAACCCCAUUAGAUCUAAACAAUGUAUAUAUUCUCGAGAAUUAUUGAUUCAUUUCGAAUGCCCAUAUUGUGAAAUCAUCACGAAAUCAUGAUUUGAUCUUCGGAAUUCCAUUCUCUCUUCGAGGCUUUCCCCAAAUGACGUCAGAUUGAAAUAUGGCUGCUGCUCUAAAAAAUAACUUUCAACAGUUUCUGCACUUUAGGUGUCAUGCUGGAAUGGCCCUUUCAAGCAGGAUGCUAAAUACAGGUGUGAGGCCUAUCACCAAGGUGCUGAUUGCAAACAGAGGGGAGAUAGCAUGCAGGGUAAUGAAGACUGCCAGAAAACUUGGGAUCCAAACAGUAGCAGUGUACAGUGAUGCUGAUGCUCAGAGUAUGCAUGUUGCAAUGGCAGAUGAGGCGUACCAUAUAGGCCCCGCCCCCUCCCAACAGAGCUACCUCCAACAAGAUAGGAUUAUUCAGGUUGCCAAAUCAGCAGGAGCACAGGCUAUUCACCCAGGCUAUGGGUUCCUCUCUGAGAACACAGAAUUUGCUGAACUAUGUGGGGACCAGGGAUUAAUAUUUAUUGGACCACCAGCAAGUGCUAUCAGAGACAUGGGGAUAAAAAGCACAUCUAAAUUCAUUAUGUCUGCAGCUAAAGUGCCAAUCAUAGAGGGUUACCAUGGUGAAGACCAAUCAGAAGAAACAUUGAGAAAAGAGGCGGAGAAAAUAGGGUACCCUGUCAUGAUAAAGGCAGUCAGAGGGGGAGGUGGAAAGGGGAUGAGAAUCUGCAUGACAAAAGAAGAGUUUGACAGUCAGCUGGAAAGUGCCAAGAGAGAAGCUAUGAAGUCAUUUGGAGAUGACAUUGUUCUCAUUGAGAAAUUUGUUGAAACACCAAGACAUGUUGAAGUUCAAGUGUUUGGAGACCAACAUGGUAACUAUGUGUACCUAUUUGAGAGAGACUGUAGUGUACAGAGAAGGCACCAGAAGAUAAUAGAAGAGGCCCCUGCACCUGGAAUAUCUGAGGAAACGAGGAAGAAAAUUGGAGAAGCUGCAGUAAGGGCUGCUGAAGCUGUCAACUAUGUGGGUGCAGGCACUGUCGAGUUCAUCAUGGACAAACAUGAAAACUUCUUUUUUAUGGAAAUGAACACCAGACUUCAGGUUGAACAUCCAGUCACUGAAAUGAUCACCAACACAGAUUUAGUGGAAUGGCAAUUAAAGGUUGCAGCUGGAGAGAAAUUACCCAUGAUGCAGAAAGAUUUGAAGCUGAUUGGCCAUGCCUUUGAGGCUCGUAUUUAUGCUGAAGAUCCAGACAAUGAUUUUAUGCCAGGGGCAGGACCCCUAGAGCAUCUAUCAACUCCUGAGGCUAAUAUAAACACACGAAUAGAGACAGGCGUGAGAGAAGGAGACCAGGUGUCUGUACAUUAUGAUCCUAUGAUUGCCAAACUGGUCGUGUGGGCUGAAGAUAGACAGGCAGCUCUUCAAAGAACAACAUCAGCUCUCAAAGACUACAAUAUUGUGGGAUUAAACACAAAUAUAAAAUUUCUAGAUGACUUAGCGUCCCAUCCACAAUUUGUUGCUGGUAAUGUACACACAGGGUUCAUAGACCAGUACUAUUCAGAAUUGUUCCCUGUAAGGACGGUGUCACACAGGGCCAUGUGCCAGGCUGCCCAAGCGUUACUCAUAUAUGAAGAUGAGGAAACAGUUUCACGAAGCAUUAAUUCAAAUGAUCCAUAUUCCCCAUUUGGUAUGCUCAGUGGUCUAAGAUUGAACAACCCACCCAAGAAAAUCAUAUCAAUCAAGGAUGGAGAUAAAGAUGUCUCCAUUGCUGUGACUAACCAAGAAGAUGGGAGUUAUGCCAUGACAAUAGAUGGCAGCACAUAUUCAGUAUCUGGAAAUGUCGGGACUAUAGGCAAUAAAACGGUUUUAUCAUCAACCAUUGAUGGGGUCAUGACAAAAUGUAAUGUAGUGGUCAAGGGAGAGUCCAUUCACAUCUUUACAGUGGAUGGGCAUCAUGAAUUUAUACAGCCUUCCCCCAAGUUCCUAUCAUCCAGUGGUCCAGGGUCAGUUGACAAGGGUCUUCAAGCCCCAAUGCCAGGCACCAUAGAGAAGGUAUCUGUUCAAGAGGGUGACACUGUCUCUACUGGGGACCCACUUGUGGUGAUGUUAGCCAUGAAAGUUGAGGGAGAUACCGUCUCUACUGGGGACCCCCUUGUGGUGAUGUUAGCCAUGAAAGUUGAGUAUGUCAUCAGGGCACCAAAAGAUGGAGUGAUAAAGCGUGUGAUGUUUAACGUUGGGGAAACUGUAGGAAAAGGCGUACAACUGGUCCAAUAUGAAGAGGCCCCUGAGGCAGAGAACUGAACAAUACCAUGACAUCUAUAUUAC
This is a messenger RNA of Owenia fusiformis, 2388 nucleotides long. Lineage: Eukaryota; Metazoa; Annelida; Polychaeta; Sabellida; Oweniidae. The record is from the annotation of a GenBank genome assembly.